UGACGUUUUCUGACGUUUUGAAUUGAAAAUUAAAAUAAACGGGGACUUGAAAUCAACUAAAAUCUGAACAUAAAGGGAGGGGAGAUGAAAUAGAGAAUCAAGUAUCAAGAUAUGACAGUAGAUAAUAGACAUACAUGAGAAACCUUUUAGUGGUAGUGGUUCAAACAAACUCAGAAAUGAGUAGACUCACCAUUUAUAGGAAGAAAGGGUGAAAUGAAUCAAAAUACGUAACUGAGAAUGAGCGAGUCAAUUGCAAGACUUCAAGUAGUAACAUAUGAUUCGCAGCAUUGGAUAUAAAGUCGAAUGUCAUAUGUCAAGAAGAAUACAAGUGACUGAAAGUAAACUGUUGAAAGCUGAAUAUGCCGUGGUUCGUAAGACAUCACAGCAAUAACUCAGAAUGGAAAACUGUCAACGAUUUCCUAAAAUGAAAGCCCGAAAGAAUUUUCAAAAAAGCAAGUCAACAUCCAAAUAAUUAGAUACUUCAGAGAAAUCGUGUGCUAAAAAAUAUCUGAUCCUAUAUAGAACGGAGAAUCAAACUCAAUCGAUAAAUACUGGGGCUCUAGGGAGUAUCAGAUAAAUAAUUCUAAUAAUUACCAAAUUAGUGGCCAGUGAGAUUCACAAACAAAACUCCAAUUAUGGCCAUGUGAUCGAAACGUGAAAGAUGUGGAGUUGAUCUCAAGCAGAUUACGUCGGGUUGAUCAAAUAGGACGCUUACCUAACUCAGUGCUUCAACAACUUGCCCUUUGCGGUUAUUAUGAGGAUUUGGAGAAAGGUGUAACACUGUUCCGCCAAGGAGAUACAGGCAAAUGCUGGUACGCCGUCAUGACGGGGGUAUUAGAAGUCAGGAUAUUGGCGCCAGAAACAGAUAGCAAGAUUCCUAUCACUCUUUGUACUCUCGGAAUUGGAGCUACUUUUGGAGAAUCAAUUCUUCAAGAUCUACCUAGGGAAAGUACGAUAGUUACACAAACAACCUGUGAACUUCUCAGAGUGGAACAACAGGAUUUCAAGCUCAUAUGGGAGAAGAACAAAGAGCUGAUGAGUGAAUUAAUUUCCAAUUGCAAGCUGAAAAACGGCUUUGGCACCAAUAUGAGUAUUAGCAGAGGGACAAUGCAAACCAGUUCAUCACCAACCAGAGGCUCGGUGUCUCCUGAUCAACCCAAUCCUGCCGAACCCAUUACAGAAUCUCCAACCAUGACCAUCGGAAGAAUUGGGUGGGCUCUAAGAAUAUUACUCUUGACUCGAAAUACUUGUCUGAAGGAUCGGAAAGUAUCAGGUAGACUAAUACGAAGAUGCGCGCCCGGGACUGAAUUGGUUGAUUGGUUGUUAAGUUUGUCUUCUGGAAUACAUACGAGAGCACAAGCAGCAGGUAUGUGGCAGUGUCUUCUGGAAGAAGGAGUUAUUUCACAUGUCAAUAAAGAGCAACCUUUCAAAGAUAAAUGCUUCCUCUAUCGAUUCUGGCAGGACGAAGAAGGAGCCACAGCACUUCCUCCCUUAGAAGAUAUUGCUACUGCGGAAGAUCAGCUUCAAGAAUCAUUGGUUGUUCUUAUGAGUAGAGGACCAGAUGCCGUUCUGAGAAUGAUCCUAAGAAAACCAAAUCAUGAGAGAACACCUGAUGAUUUGGAGACCAUUUAUGAAGAAUUACUUCAUAUAAGGGCUUUAGCGCAUCUUUCAAAUUCAGUCAAACGAGAGCUGGCUUCUGUCGUUGUUUUUGAAGCACAUCCUCGAGCUGGAACAGUCUUAUUCCACCAAGGUGACGAAGGACGUUCAUGGUAUAUAAUCGUCAGAGGAUCAGUCGAUGUGGUCAUCCACGGUAAAGGUACGGUAAAUACCUUACACGAAGGCGAUGAUUUUGGAAAAUUAGCACUGAUAAAUGAUGCACUAAGGGCUGCCACAAUUGUCUUGAGAGAAAAUAAUUGCCAUUUUCUGAGAGUAGACAAGGAAAAUUUCAAUAGGAUUCUUCGAGAUGUGGAAGCUAACACAGUCAGACUCAAGGAACAUGGCAAGGAUGUGUUGAUACUUGAGAAAAUCAACACAUCGACGAAACAUUUUAGUAAUAAUUUCAAAUAUACUGUGAUGGCUGGAACACCACAGAAAAUGUUAGAGCAUCUAUUAGAAACAAGGUUAGAUGGAAGAGGAUGUGGAGGAAGCGGAGACAACUCAACUUAUUCAGCAUCGGAUUCAUUUUUAGACGAUUUUCUACUGACACAUAUCGUUUUCUUACCAACACAUCAACUAGUAGAGGAACUGGACAGAUACUAUCAUAUAGAUCAACUAAAUCAAGAUAGAGAGUUUAUUUUAGCCUGUAAACGAAGAGUUAUUCAGUUCGUAUACAGAUGGGUUACCACGAUUCGCCAUCCUGUGUUCGAAGAUGAGUCUGCAGUCGUAUUCUUGGAAGACUUGGCACAAGAUUUGGAGGCAGAUUGCAACCAAUUGAAUUCUCUACAAGAAGAGGCCACUUUAAUGCAUCACGUCAUUUCACAACUGAGGAGGUAUCAAGAUGAUCGAAGAGCUCAUGAGGGCCAAAAAUGGAAACUUCCUCCACAAGGCCAACCUAUCAGUUUAUUUGCUGGUGGAGCAAUAAAUAGGACCAUUAUCAUGCCACAGGACGAUAUCAUUUUCAGAGUAUACUGUGCGGACCACACCUAUUGUACUUUAAGACUUCCUGUGGACACACCGGCGGAAACGAUAAAAUUAGUAUCUGCUGACAAAUUGAAAAUGAGGGCGAAUGAUGAUUUGCUCCUAGUUGAGGUCAAGUCUAACGGAGAAAGAGUUCUAUUCAAAGACGAAGACAUCAGUAUUCCUACAGCUUUAUCUAUAAAUGGAAGAAUAUUCGUAUCACCCAAAGAUCAUUUGGAUGCUCUGACCUGUUUAUCAGAGCAAGAGGAACCAACGCAAGGAAUUGAAGCAGAUUUAGAAUUAUUUAGUACCAAGGAAUUAGCUUACCACAUGACUCUAUUCGAUUGGGGCCUUUUUUGGUGUUUACAUGAAUACGAGCUCGUCUACCAUACUUUUGGUCGACAUCAUUUUGGACAAAUUACUGCUAACUUGGACGUCUUUCUACGUAGAUUCAACGAAAUUCAAUUCUGGGUAGUGACCGAGAUAUGUAUGACUCCUAAUCUCAGCAAACGUGUGGCACAAUUAAGAAAGUUCAUAAAACUAGCUGCUUAUUGCAAGGAAUACCAAAACCUCAAUGCUUUUUGCGCCAUAAUCAUGGGCCUUAGCAACAUGGCAGUUUCGAGACUUACUCAGACGUGGGAAAAACUACCAUCGAAAUUCCGUAAACUUUACACUGAAUUCGAGUCCCUCAUCGAUCCAAGCAGAAAUCACAGAGCAUAUAGGUUGAGUGUGGGAAAACUCCAGCCUCCUGUUGUGCCAUUUAUGCCUCUACUUAUCAAAGACAUGACUUUCACUCAUGAAGGAAACAAAACUUGUCUAGAAGGCUUGGUGAAUUUCGAGAAAAUGCAUAUGCUGGCCCAGACGCUCAGAACAAUUAGAUUUUGUAGAAGUCGACACUUAGUUCUGGAACCACCAUCGCCGAAGAGUGAGGGAGAAGUUAAAUCAUACAUAUCUUGCCUGAGAGUAAUCGAUAACCAAAGAGUAUUGACCAGUAUGUCCCAGAAACUGGAGCCUAAACGUUCUUAGUGGAACUAUAUUACUGUGAAAUUCUUUGAGUGGGCCUGCUGGCAUUGUUGUUUUCUUUGCCCAGUGUUCUACCAUUUACAAUUCUACAGACCAAGACCAAGUUAUGUAUAGUUUGAGUAUGCAUGUGAGUAAUUAUAUCAGCAGAAAAGUAUUCGAGAUUGAGAAACCAUAUUUUAGCUAUGCCGAAAUGAAAUCAAGUCAAUUUAAAUAAUCUUAAUGAUUUCAUGAAAACUGCAAAAAGUCCAGAAAUUAUUCGUUAUAAAGCUUAACUGAGAUACAGACCCGUACAAUGGACCGAAAAAAUCAGUUUCCAAAAAUGUUAAAAAAAGAUAAUUGGAGAUUAAUAUCAUGUGCUCAACGAUUUUGAUUUUCACUAUGAUCGUAAGAGGUGGAAGAACCCCCAUUGAAACUUUGAUUUCACCAAACUUCAUGUCUUACUAAUCUCACUAACUUGUUCAUUUUGUUUAGCAUAUAAAUUUAUAGUUAAAUUCAUUAGAAUAUAGGCUGAUAAUUCAAUCGAACUUGACUGCAUCUUAGAAGAAGAUACCAUAAUGAUAUUCCAUUAUAUCGAGUUUGCCAUAAUGAAAUAAAAAAAUAAGCUACUGAACAAAAUUUAAGUACCCCUUAAUUUCACUCUAUACCUACUGAAACGGAUCAGUAAUUUUUUUUCUGAUAUUUCUACGACUUUACAGCAUAAACCAAGAGAACUCUUUCGUUCAGAAUUGGGCUUUAUGCAAGGAAAUUCAAAAAGAUAGGUACCUACCUAAAUUAAAAGUAUAGGUAAAAGAAAACGAGUUCAGCUGUAGUGGUUCUUUUCAACCUACAUAGUGAAGGCCCAAGAAAUGUUUAAUUGGGUAACUUUUCUAUAGUACUCUUUCUACGUUCUCCCUCGCGUUCUCCUUACAGAAUGUAUCUCAACAGGAGAGCCAACUUACUAUUCAAAACGGAAUUAUUUUCUCAAUAUUUUUGUAGUUCAAUAUUUCAUAAUUCGUGUUUUGAAAAGAAAAGUAUAUUUUAAGUACUAGGUACCACAAUAAUUCAGGUCCACAACAAUGAUUGCGAUUAGAAAUAUUAGUAGUAAUAAGAAACUUUAUAUCAUUUACCUUGUAUUAGCCAAAUAUAUACAACUAGCUAAAUAAGUCUCGAUGCAUGUUGUCAAAUUGUUAAUGACUACUCUCAUUUCGGCAUCUGUUCAAAAUUGCUGAAUUAUGAAAAUAUUCUCAUAUCAUACAAAUUUUGAUAGAAUAUAGCUUUUUUGUUAUAGAAUAAAAUAAAUUUUCAAAGCAAUAAAUUUCAAUAUAUAACUUCCUAAUAACAUCUACACAAAGAAUUGAAAUAUUCUAAUUAUUAUGCACAAAUCAAAAAUUAUAGUAAUUUAAAAUUAGAAUAAGCAUAUAUUAUAUGUUAAAUUGUGAUCUUCCAUGAGCUGUUUUCGUUUUGUAAAAGACAUUAGGGAACGAUAAACACUUGGAAAUCUUAGCAAUUAUUCUUUCUUCAGAAAUUCGUCUUCUCGAACUCAGAACUAUUUCCAGGUUUAUUGUGUUUUCUCUGAUUUUACAAACACGACAGUGUUUUUCUCUAAAUUUAAGCUUCCUCAUGGAUUUGUUGAGACAAUCACGUUGAUCUGUAUCUGAUAAAACUUGUAUUAUAUUAUAUGUGAUGGUACUGAUCAACAAAAAUUCUAUGUUAAGAAUUCGUGGUAUUGAUUUAGCGUCUUAAAUUUAACUUAUUUUUGUAAUAACAUCUAAUGACUAUUAUAACUACUUCUGAAUUAGGUAGAAAAAACACUAGAGUGAGUAUCUACAUUCCUCGAAGCUGAAAUGUAAUUUCUUCCUAACUAAAAUCCAAACUAGAAAAUGUAUUUUGUGAAUCUCUCAAGAUAGGUUUGUUAAGAAUAUCAUCUUCCACUUUACUAAGAAAUAGGAAUCAAUAAAUAUUUUUCUUUUAAAAUUCAAAAUUAUCUAUCUGUAUGUGAAAUUCAAAUUUGAACCAACUUCUUCAUUAUAUUUUGAUAAUUCGUUACUAAUUUGAAAACUGUUACUUGAAAUUUUGGAGAAUUCAUUCAAACUACCUCAUAAUUAUAUGGGUUACCCAUAGUUAUAAAUUUUAUAAAAUUAAAUUCUUAUGUAAUAGUAGAACAAUCUGAAAGAAAGUAAUUGUUUAUUGUAUAAUGUAGAUAUUAGAAAAAACAAUACCCUACCUAUUGGAAUUUAUACUUCUAUGCAGGACCGCUACCAGGACCGGCAAACCAGACAUUUUGCCGGGGCGCCAAAUUAUAAUGGCCCAAAGUCAGUCCAUAAAACAAGACCUAAUUCCUGACAUAAAAAUGUUUUCUUAGUGGCAAAUAAAUUUGCCAGGAGCCAUUUUUUUUAAAUCAAAUAGGUGCUCUCAACUAUAGUUCUAAAAAUACAAAUAGGUUCUAAAAUGCAGCUUUAAAAACAAUGUCUUCCUACUAUUCACUUAUACAGCUUCGUACUUCUGAACAUUCGGAGCGUUUUUUAAAAUCUGUUAUAAUCUUCACAAGGGGAUUGUAAGUUGAAAAAAACGAUUUCAUAUGAAAUUGAAAAGAUGCCUGAGAGGAAUAUUGGAGGCUCUUUCAAAGAAAAUUCAGUUGAAGUAGCAAAAGCAAGAGGGUAAAAUUUUAUUUGGCCGGGACGCUAAAAUGUCUGGCAGCGGCCCUGCUUCUAUGGUCUAGUCAACUUUUUUCGUUUCAAAUUUUUUCUGUCGCUAAUGACAAAGUGGUAAGGAAAACACUCCAAUACAUGUAAAUGAAAAGUUGUAAUCAAUUCAAUUUAUGUACUCCAAUUGAAAUAUACCACAAUAUAUUAUAUUCCAUUAAAGCA
Messenger RNA from Harmonia axyridis, 6485 nucleotides. RefSeq names its product rap guanine nucleotide exchange factor 4 (gene Epac). The transcript has 19 exons. Gene Ontology annotation, molecular function: guanyl-nucleotide exchange factor activity. The record is from RefSeq and is a predicted model, not a curated record. Gene Ontology annotation, cellular component: plasma membrane. Gene Ontology annotation, biological process: Ras protein signal transduction; positive regulation of GTPase activity. Lineage: Eukaryota; Metazoa; Arthropoda; Insecta; Coleoptera; Coccinellidae. Bases 823 to 3642 code for a protein of 939 amino acids.